Messenger RNA from Phlebotomus argentipes, 1147 nucleotides. RefSeq names its product UPF0489 protein C5orf22 homolog (gene MESR6). The record is from RefSeq and is a predicted model, not a curated record. NCBI's taxonomy places the organism in Eukaryota, Metazoa, Arthropoda, Insecta, Diptera, Psychodidae. Bases 80 to 1147 code for a protein of 355 amino acids. The transcript is spliced from 2 exons.
CCCUUGAAGAGUUGCUGGAUGAUUUCACUUCAGUGUCUACAUUUGCAUUCGCCGAAAACUUGAGUUUUUCUCUCCCUCCAUGGAGAAGAAACCACGCAGAUUCACUAAAAUUCCCGUGUUUAUCGUCGAGGAGCACAAUGAUGUCCUUCACUUUGUCUAUCGCUGUCUCGGAUCGCGACAUUUACCCUUCGAAGGCAACACUCUUGUCCACUUUGACGCUCAUCCGGACCUCACGGUGCCCAUGAAAUUGCCUUCGACGGCGAUUUGCGACAAGGAAAAGCUCCUUCCGUCACUCAGCAUCGAGAAUUGGAUUAUGCCAACAUGUUUUGCCGGUCAUGUGAGCAGAAUCUUCUGGAUUCGUCAAGAUUGGGCACAACAAAUUCCACCUGGACGACAUGAUUUCACUGUUGGCGAACACAAUGGACACAUUCAUGUGGAUAGUGAGCUUGAGUACUUCAUAUCAGAGGGCAGUUUUGCACCCAUUGAGUGUCUCAAGAGUCAGAAAUCCAUUGAAUUACACGUUGGCACAGUGGAAGAGAUUCUCUGUGGCGACGUGAGACCAGAAAACUUCAUUUUGGACAUCGAUUUGGACUACUUCAGCACACAUAAUCCCUUUCUCAAUCUCCACAGUGAAGUUAAUCUCUAUGAGAGAUUGAGGGAAAUCUAUUCUUACACGCUGGACAAGACAGAUUUGGUUACAACAGUUGAUCGUCGUGUUGCACAAUUGGAUUUCCUCGAGGGAAUCUUCAUGCAUCUCCAGCAGAGUGGGAAUCUCGAGGAUUUCCCAGCCAAGGAUCAUCCUCUCUUUGAGCCAGUGAAGCGCCUCAGUGACGAUAUCAGUGAAAAGUGCACCUCCUCGGCGACUAUUGACUGGGAAAUCAUCCAUUCUGCCGGCUGCACGCUGGACACCACGCAGCUUCCACAUCAUGAAGCCACAGACGCUGAAUUGCGAGACUCUCUGGCGACACUCAAGAGCUUCCUGAUGUGCCACCCACCACCCACCAUCAUCACAAUCAGCCGCUCGACGGACGACGACUACUGUCCAGCCCAUCAGGUUGAGGACAUUCAAACGGCAUUGCUGGACACACUCAGAGACAUUUACAGCGAAUCACUCGCAGAACCGCAGCUCUUCUACAAAGAAGACUGA